Messenger RNA from Choloepus didactylus (southern two-toed sloth), 1756 nucleotides. RefSeq names its product cAMP responsive element binding protein 1 (gene CREB1). Gene Ontology annotation, biological process: regulation of transcription by RNA polymerase II. Gene Ontology annotation, molecular function: DNA-binding transcription factor activity, RNA polymerase II-specific; protein binding; cAMP response element binding. The transcript has 9 exons. The record is from RefSeq and is a predicted model, not a curated record. The coding region runs from base 371 to 1264 and encodes 297 amino acids. Gene Ontology annotation, cellular component: ATF4-CREB1 transcription factor complex; nucleus. NCBI's taxonomy places the organism in Eukaryota, Metazoa, Chordata, Mammalia, Pilosa, Megalonychidae.
ACGGCGCGGUGGGGAUUAGACCAACUCCUCCCGCUUGCCUCUUGCCCGAAGACCUUCGGCAAGUUCCGCCUCCAGCGAGGAGGGCGGGGCCGCUCGGCCUCCUUCGGGACGGGCUCGGUUGUUUCCGUGCGCGGCCGCUGCGCACUCGGCACUGGGCGGCGCUGGCUGGCUCCCUGGCUGCGGCUCCUCAGUCGGCGGCGGCUGCUGCUGCCUGUGGCCCGGGCGGCUGGGAGAAGCGGAGUGUUGGUGAGUGACGCGGCGGAGGUGUAGUUUGACGCGGUGUGUUACGUGGGGGAGAGAAUAAAACUCCAGCGAGAUCCGGGCCGCGAACGAAAGCAGUGACGGAGGAGCUUGUACCACCGGUAACUAAAUGACCAUGGAAACUGGAGCAGAGAACCAGCAGAGUGGAGAUGCAGCUGUAACAGAAGCUGAAAACCAACAAAUGACAGUUCAAGCCCAGCCACAGAUUGCCACAUUAGCCCAGGUAUCUAUGCCAGCAGCUCAUGCAACAUCAUCUGCUCCCACGGUAACUUUAGUACAGCUGCCCAAUGGGCAGACAGUUCAAGUCCAUGGAGUUAUUCAGGCAGCCCAGCCAUCAGUUAUCCAGUCUCCACAGGUCCAGACAGUUCAGUCUUCCUGUAAGGACUUAAAAAGACUUUUCUCCGGAACUCAGAUUUCUACUAUUGCAGAAAGUGAAGACUCACAGGAGUCAGUGGAUAGUGUAACAGAUUCCCAAAAACGAAGAGAGAUUCUGUCAAGGAGGCCAUCCUACAGGAAAAUUUUGAAUGACUUAUCUUCUGAUGCACCAGGAGUGCCAAGGAUUGAAGAAGAGAAGUCUGAAGAGGAGACUUCAGCGCCUGCCAUCACCACUGUAACGGUGCCAACUCCAAUUUACCAAACUAGCAGUGGACAGUAUAUUGCCAUUACACAGGGAGGAGCUAUACAGCUGGCUAACAAUGGUACCGAUGGGGUACAGGGCCUGCAAACAUUAACCAUGACCAAUGCAGCCGCCACUCAGCCGGGUACUACCAUUCUACAGUAUGCACAGACCACUGAUGGACAACAGAUCUUAGUGCCCAGCAACCAAGUUGUUGUCCAAGCUGCCUCUGGAGAUGUUCAAACAUACCAGAUUCGCACAGCACCUACUAGCACCAUUGCUCCUGGAGUUGUUAUGGCAUCCUCCCCAGCACUUCCUACACAGCCUGCUGAAGAAGCAGCCCGAAAGAGAGAGGUUCGUCUAAUGAAGAACAGUUUAGGAUUUUAAUAUGGAAACAACUCUAAAACAAACAGAAGAAAAUGAAAAUAAAGGUGUACAAAGAUGGAAAAAGUUUAAAAUUGGUGAAAAUAUUCCUCUGCUGUCCACCCAAGAUUCUUCAGAUGCUGUGAUAAAGUGAAAGAAACAGAGAUUGAACUUAGAAGAUACGGCCUCAGGUCUUUGCUCUACCACUUAGCUGUGCUGUUGAGGGAGCAUAAUAACCUUCCCAAACCUGAGUUUUUUUUUGCUUUUAAAACGGGAUGCCACCAUUGACCCAAAGAGCCAAUCUGAGGGUCAAGUAAGAUAACUCUUCUUAAAACACUUUGUAACUGUAGAAUUCUAUUGAAACAUUUCUUUUUAUGCAAUUUCAUGUUUCAGCUCAGAUCAACCUCUUCAUACCUAAAAUGUUCGUAGCUGUUGCAGACUGUUAGGAGAUUACAUCUGAGCUCUAAGAAAAUGGAAGAGUCUUUUCUGGGAUAUUAGAAAAAGAGUUGGAAACAA